AUGGUUGCCGAAGAUCGAGCGCUGUCCUUCCACACGAACCUCCGGGGCCGAUCUGAGUCUCGUCUCGGUGCUGACCUGCAUCCUCGUAUCAUGCCAUCGGUGGAAAAUCUGUGCAUUCUGGGCCAGCAGGAACUAGGGAACUUGAGAGAAGGUUACAACGACUCAUGGAUCAAGUCGAUACCCUUCUAUGGUCCACGUCCGCAACCUGAUCACACUAUCGGGUACAACUGGUCGAACUUCAACGAGCAAGAAAGGCGUAAGCUCGGCGUUGAGCCUACCAAAAAGUCACUGUACACGGCUCGAGAGGAUAUCUACUUCCCCUUUCUGACUGCCGAGGUCAAGUGUGGGAAACAAGGACUGGAGCUGGCGGACAUGCCCAACGCCCACAGCAUGACUGUCCACCAGCGUGGCAUUGUCGAUCUCGCUCGUGGGGCAAAACGCACAAAUGUCGUGCACCGACGAGUGCUGGGCUUUUCGAUGUCUCACGAUGACAAUGGAGCACGCAUAUAUGCUCACUAUCCUGAGGUCAACGGUGAAGAAAUCACAUACUGGCGAGAAACGUUGAGAGAGUUCACAUUUGGGCGUGAUAAGGGCAAGGACAGGUGGAGGUGUUACCAAUUCACCAUCAACGUCUGCAAGAUCUUCGCGUUGCCUUUCCUGAAACAGCUGAGGGAACUGAUUGAACAACUUCCAGAUCCGGCUACUCAGUCUUUUGGACUUAGUGCGGGAUUCGAUGAUAUCAGUGUGCAGAACUUGCAGGACGAUGCGAGCACUGUGGAGUCUCAGGACGAGAGCUUCAAGAAACCCUCGGGUAGUCGUGGAUUGCAGGCUGAGCUUCGGACUAUAGUGAACAGUCUGCAGCGACAGUUGGCGCAACAAAGGCAGGACGCGGAACAGCAGCGGCAGGAUACCAAAGAACGCGAGACUGCGCUAUUGACGCAACUUGAAAAACAGCGCAUCGACCAUCUACAACAACGGCAAGGCCUCGAGCAGCAACAAAGAGAGCUCAUGAGCGUCUUGGCGACGCAGAGCAAACAGAUUGAGAAGCAGAACACAGAGAUCGAGAAGCUAACUUCACACAUAAAGGAGCUACUGCAGAAAAGGCAAAGUUUAUAG
Messenger RNA from Lithohypha guttulata, 1116 nucleotides. RefSeq lists its product as uncharacterized. NCBI's taxonomy places the organism in Eukaryota, Fungi, Ascomycota, Eurotiomycetes, Chaetothyriales, Trichomeriaceae. Bases 1 to 1116 code for a protein of 371 amino acids. The transcript has 2 exons. The record is from RefSeq and is a predicted model, not a curated record.